Messenger RNA from Periophthalmus magnuspinnatus, 1284 nucleotides. It is a transcript of the gene dhdh.2, whose product is annotated as dihydrodiol dehydrogenase, tandem duplicate 2. Lineage: Eukaryota; Metazoa; Chordata; Actinopteri; Gobiiformes; Gobiidae. The transcript is spliced from 7 exons. The coding region runs from base 178 to 1182 and encodes 334 amino acids. Gene Ontology annotation, molecular function: nucleotide binding. The record is from RefSeq and is a predicted model, not a curated record.
UGAUGCGCAGUAUUGUAAUUACAGCGACUGUAGGACACUUAAAAAUGGGAUCGUCGCGUUCAGUUUAAGAUCACCAAGGGCGCAGCGCGCCUCCGUAGCGCCGCGGGUGCGCGCACGCAUUCUCACGCUACAUUGAACAGUCCACAGAGGGACUGUCAUGCCACACACGUAACAACAAUGGCAACCAGGUGGGGUAUCUGCAGCGCAGGAAAGAUCUCUCAUGACUUCACCGUGGCCCUAAAAUCCCUCCCUCCUGAAGACCACCAGGUGGUUGCAGUGGCAGCACGGAAGCUUGAUGAUGCACAGACUUUUGCUCAAAAACAUAACAUCCCCCAUGCUUAUGGAAGCUAUGAAGAGCUAUCCAGAGAUCCAGAUGUUGAUGUGGUGUAUAUUGGAGUCAUUCACCCCUACCAUCUGAAAGCAUGUUUAAUUUUUGCUAAUGCUAAGAAGCACAUACUGUGUGAAAAACCCCUGGCUAUGAACACUAAGGAGGUUCAGGAGAUACUCGCUGCUGCCAAAAGGAAUAAUGUCUUCUUAAUGGAGGCUGUCUGGACUCGAUUUUUCCCAGUAUCUGUUGAGAUCAGACGGCUGCUCGCUCAGGGGGAAGUGGGUGAUGUGAAGAUGGUGAGGUCUGAGUUUGGGACACCACUUUUGGAUGUGCCGAGAGCUGUGCAGAAAGAACUGGGAGGAGGAGCCUUGUUGGAUGUUGGCAUUUAUUGCCUGCAGUUUAUUAGCAUGGUGUAUAAUGGAGAGAAACCAGAGUCCAUCCAAGCCGUUGGAAUCUGUGCUGAGACAGGUACAGAUGAGACUGUGGUUGUCACUUUAAAGUACUCAAAGAACAGGAUGGCUGUAUUCACGUGUUCUAAUGGUAUGGAGUUGCCCAACGAGGCCGUUAUUGUUGGAACAAAACACUCCAUGAAGGUCCCUGCCCACAUGUGGUGUCCAACAUCUCUAAUUGUGAAUGGUAAGGAGACGGAGUAUCCUAUUCCAGAGCCUUAUAUGCCUACCAACUUUCUCAACAGCACAGGGAUGUGUUAUGAGGCAGAGGAGGUUCGAAAGUGCUUGCGCAAAGGGCUAAAGGAGAGUGCCAUAAUGUCACAUUCAGACUCUAUUCUGCUUGCUGAAAUAGAGGAUGAAAUUCGUAGACAAGUUGGGGUUGUGUACCCUCAAGAUUCUUUAUAGGCAAAACAAAAAAGCAAUUUUGUUGUAACCAUAAACACGGUACUUCUUUAAAUGGAUAUACUGUAUUUUUGUAGUGACACAAUAAAGACAAAGUCAAAUGUG